Molecule: messenger RNA, 1091 nt
Organism: Chanos chanos (milkfish)
Lineage: Eukaryota; Metazoa; Chordata; Actinopteri; Gonorynchiformes; Chanidae
Gene: vmac
Product: vimentin type intermediate filament associated coiled-coil protein
Exons: 2
Coding region: 464-1009 (181 amino acids)
Source: RefSeq, a predicted model, not a curated record
GUUGCGAAGUUGGUAUUAAGUUAACACGUCAGCUUUGCCUCUCUGAGAAUUAAUGGGAGCUAAAUAUCAUAUGCAGAUCUUUGAAGACCUGAGCUAUACAUUCUGAUGACAAAAUGUUCGGGUCAUCCCAAAAUCAGAUCGCGCUGCGCCAAAAUGCUGAACAGAUAGCAGCUAGCUUGCCAGCUAAGUGGAGCUGAUAUGAUACGCCGAUGUGAGUCAGUAACCAACCCAGGCUGAUUUUGUGUGUAUUUUUGUUGGCAGACACUGCGUGUCUAAAUAGUUAACCGUACAGACUGUGUAAUGCAGUGAAACGGGGAAGCAACAGAAGUUUAUUAGCUUGCUCAAUAAAGCUUUGUCGGUGACUCCUGAACACUAAGCUGUUUAACGCUGUUACAGAUCAGUCACAGCAAUAAUCGCAGUUAAUCGGCCAGUCGCACAUCAUUUGCCGUUUUCUCUGUGUGAUAUGUCAUCGCCGUCGCCGGUACAGAUCAGAGAAGCAAAUGCCCAUUUGGCUGCUUUGCACCGGCGAGUCACAGAGCUCGAGCAAAGGCUCGAGGCGGCGGAGAACACCGUUCGGGAACAGGCGGAGAGCCUCAUCAGGAAAGACGAACAGUUGAGAGCAGCCACGCAGGAAAUCACCGAGGCCAAAGACAGGGAGAUCUCCUAUCUCCAUGAGAAGCUUUGCCAGUCUGAGGAGACCAUCCAGAAACUUCAGCAGACAGUGAAGGAGAAGGACUCUGUGAUUGUUCAGUUACAGCAUCGCUGCCAACUCCUCGACAACAUCUGUAAGAACCGGCCUUUACUGGACAGCAUGUUAUCCCAGAUAGCAGAGGCUGAGCGAAUGGGCCCGGUCUUAGACCUGGGCAAACCUUCGUCGAACACCUCUCUGACAGACGCGGAGUCAAACUGCAGUCCAUCCCGCAUCUCCAACCAUAAAGACUUCUCUCUCAGCGAGGAUGACAUGGACGACCCCGAGUUUGAUGGUGUGGUGUUCGGGACGACUGUAUGAGAACGCCGGUCUCCGCGGCCUAAGGCUCUGUGGUUCUUUGAUGUGGCAUUUGAGGAUGCUAAUAUGUGGAAGUCACAUGUUU